GCUAAAAUGAUAAUAACAAUUUUCAAUGGCGCCUUACAGUCGCCACUCGAGUUCGAAGGGUUAAGCGCCAGCGACGUUCCAAGCAGGUGGUUGAUGCCGAAUUAAGUGAUCCCACAUGGUACCGCUUCGCCGAUGCGUACACGCGCGUAUGAAUUCUUACUGUUCCCGUUCAGAGGCCCGUAAAUCAGGCUUGAUUAAGGUGGCAAAUAUUCCUUAUGCGAUUAAUUUCAAAGCGCUUUGACAGUCCAAAUAGAUAGACGCGAACGCGUCGGCCAAUAUUAAAGCAUUAGGAACGGUUCUUCGGAUUUAGUGGUUCGAAAACCGCUGCGACGUCGACAUCGGUGGUAGUUCGCGAUUGCGUUCACGACUGUGACUGCGACACUUGAGAUUAAAGUAUAAUCAAACGCGUAGCAUACACAUCCCCCAUUCGUCUCGAUGACCAAGUUGAUUUCACCGAAAUGGAGAAAGAUCGAAGAACGGAAGUGAAGAAUCCGCGACAGAGGGCCAAUGCGUUAUCGAUUCUAUCAUUCUCGUGGACAUGGAAGCUGUUCGCCAAGGGGUACAAACGGGAAUUGAACGUGGACGAUCUCACCGAUCCUCUGCAAGAGGAUAGGAGCAGCAGUUUAGGCCGGCGCAUUGUGAAAAAUUGGGAGGACGAAGUGAAACAAUGCGAGACGAGGAAGGACGGCUCGAAGCCGAGCUUGUUCCGAGUGCUUUACAGAUGCUUCGGUAGCAUAGUCCUAUACGCCGCGUUGUGGAUAUUCCUUCAGGAAUUCGUUCUACGAAUCAUUCAGCCGUUUCUGCUGGCUAGAUUGUUGCGUUAUUUUUCCGGGAAUAAGAAAACAUGGACCACAGACAUGUAUUAUUACACGACGGCGUUCUGUCUGGUCCCUUUCCUCGACGGCGUUGUCACGCAUUGGGCUCUUCAGACCUUGAUGCACGUGGGCAUGAAGAUCAGAAUCGCUUGUUGCACACUGAUAUACAGAAAGAUCCUGAAACUGUCCAAUUCCGUCCUCGACAACGACACGUCCACCGGACAGAUGGUGAACUUCCUGAGCAACGACGUGAACAGGCUCGACUUCUUCGUCUUCAGCAUUAAUUACUUAUGGAUCGGACCGCUUCAAAUGAUGCUAGUUACUUAUCUUAUAUUCCGUGAAAUCGGAUUGGGAGCCGUAACCGGAAUGUCGGUGGUCGCGAUGAGCAUACCAUUGCAACUAUACCUCGCUCGAAGAGUGUUGCGUUUCAUCGAUGGUUCGGCGAAGAAAACCGACUACAGGCUCAAGCUAAUGAAUCAGAUCAUCGCCGGGGCGGAAGUGAUCAAGAUGUACGUUUGGGAAAUACCAUAUUCUCUUCUUGUGGAGAAUGCCAGACGGAAAGAGGUGGACCUGCUAAAAAGAUACUCCAUUGUCACGCACUUCGGUUUAACGUUCGACUACAACAUACCUCGAAUCAGCCUCUUCGUAACGAUACUGACGUACGUCUUGACCGGCCACAAUAUUGAUGCGGAGAAAGUGUUCAUGAUAACGUCGUUUUAUACAAUCAUCCGCAACUCAAUGACCGUCGCCUUCCCAAUGAGUGCUAAUCAGUUGGCCGAAGCGACAGUCUCGGUGAAACGUCUCGAGAAGUUCAUGAUGUAUCCGGAGAGGUCCGACUCUCGCACGGCGCAUCACCAAUCGGCCUCGCAGUCGACGCCCGUGUACUUAAAAAACGUCACUGCCAGGUGGGACCCGUUCAGGGAAUACACGUUGCAGGACGUGGACCUGUCGGUGAAAGCGGGUAACUUUAUAGUCAUAAUAGGUCAAAUAGGAUCUGGAAAGAGUAGCCUAUUGCAGGCGAUACUUCGGGAGUUGCCGUUGGAGAAGGGUGUCCUGGAAGUGCACGGAAAGAUCAGUUUCGCGGAUCAGCAGCCUUGGCUUUUCGCCUCCUCGGUGCGACAGAACAUUCUGUUCGGCCAGCCGGUGGACGAGGCCCGUUACGAAGAAGCGAUUCGGGUGUGUCAAUUAACGAGCGACUUGGCCAGCUUUCCGCACGGCGAGGGCACGAUGGUCGGUGAACGAGGGAUUAAAUUGAGCGGCGGUCAGCGGGCUAGGAUCAACCUCGCCCGGGCUGUAUACGCGGAGGCCGAUGUUUACCUGUUCGACGAUCCUCUGUCUGCCGUGGACCCCCACGUGGGCAGUCGAAUCGUCGAAGAAUGCAUCCGCGGCUACCUGAGGAGCAAAACUAGAAUCCUGGUCACUCAUCAAACACAGUACUUGAAAUUCGCCGAUCAGAUCAUCGUGAUGGACAAUGGAAGAGUGGCGGCUAAAGGCAAUUUCGAGGAGCUGCAAAAUAUGAAUCUGGACGUGACGAGGAUCUUCCAGAAAACGCACGAGUGCAGAGAGUCCAAGGAAUCGGAGGACAGGAAGGAAAAGAAACAGGUGAUCGAGGACGCGAAAGAGGUGAAGGCCGUUGCCUCCGAGGAGCCGAUCGAAGUUGCCGAAACCAGGUCCGUCGGCAGUAUUUCGAUCGGAGUCUUGUUAACCUAUCUGAAAGCGAGCAAUAGCAUGUUCCUGCUCGUUCUAACGGUACUGUGUUUCACGAUCGGCCAAGGGAUGACGAGUAGCAUCGAUUAUUUGGUCGCCUUCUGGGUGAACAGCGAGGUUGCGUCGUAUGUUAAUAUCGAGAAUGGUACGCAAUGGCAUGGCCCACUGACUCGAAAUAGUAUUAUCUAUAUUUAUAGCGGAUUGACUGUGGCCGCCGUGUUCGUCUAUGUGAUGCAAACGUUCCUGUAUUACGAGGUUUGCAUGGGGUCCUCCAGAAAUUUACACGCACGCAUGUUUCGCAGCAUCGUGCGCACUGCCAUGUAUUUUUAUAAUGUCAAUCCUGCUGGCCGUAUACUGAACAGGUUCUCCAAGGAUAUCGGUAUGAUCGACAAACAUCUGCCGUUCACUAUGAUGGAUGUCAUAUUGAUGGCGUUAACUUGCAUGGGUACCGUAGUGAUCCUUUGCAGCGUCAGCUUCUGGCUGCUCAUACCAACAACCAUACUAACUAUCGUUUUGUAUUAUAUGCGGGUAAUAUAUAUUACGACUAGUCGGGCCGUCAAACGCCUCGAGGGUGUCACACGAUCGCCGGUGUUCGACCACUUAGGCGCCACGCUGCAAGGUCUCGCAACGAUCAGGGCGUUCAAGGCCGAGAAGUUAGUAACCACGAACUUCGAUAACCACCAGGACCUGCACUCCUCCGCCUGGUACCUCUUUUUUUCCUGCUCGCGUGCUUUCGGCCUCUACAUCGAAACGAUCUGCACGUCGUACAUGAGCCUGGUGACGGUCAUGUUCAUAGUGUUCGAUGACCUGGCGGUCGCUGGUGACAUCGGUCUGGUAAUCACUCAGAUCGUCGCAAUCGUUAUGAAUCUGCAGUGGGGUAUAAGGCAAACGGCCGAGCUGGAGAACAAUAUGACAUCUAUAGAAAGAGUCUUGGAGUACAGUAACCUCGAGGAGGAACCAUUCUUGGAAAGCAAGCCGGAUGAAAAACCUCCGGAAGACUGGCCCACGAAGGGGCUCGUGGAGUUCAGGAACGUGAAGCUAAAGUACGAACCCAAGGGUGCCUAUGUCUUAGAAGACAUCAAUUUUGUGAUCAUGCCCAAAGAGAAGGUUGGCGUCGUCGGGAGAACCGGCGCUGGCAAGACAUCAUUGAUCAGCGCGCUCUUCCGGCUAGCUUACAUCGAGGGCGAAAUCCUUAUAGACGAUAUAGCUACCCACACAGUGGCGUUGCAGGACUUCCGUUCGAAGAUUAGUAUUAUCCCGCAAGAGCCGGUUCUGUUCAGCGGAAGUCUGCGCCGUAAUUUGGAUCCCUUCGAUGAGUACUCCGACACCGUUUUGUGGGAGGCUCUGGAACAAGUCGAGCUCAAGGAGACCAUAUCUGACAUGGCCGCCGGUCUGAAUACCAAGGUGGCCGAGGAUGGGUCGAACUUCAGCGUUGGUCAACGUCAAUUAUUAUGCCUUGUUCGAGCUCUGAUUAGGAAUAAUAAGAUCAUGGUGCUAGACGAAGCCACUGCCAACGUCGAUCCACAGACCGACUCCCUGAUCCAACAGACGAUCAGGAAGAAGUUCAUGGAUUGUACUGUCUUCACUAUAGCGCACAGGCUAAAUACUAUUAUGGAUAGCGAUAAGAUUCUGGUAAUAGACCGCGGCCGCCUCGUGGAAUUCGACCAUCCGCACGUUUUAUUACAGAAGAAAGGCUAUUUUUACGAUAUGGUGCAGAAAACUGGUACUGCGAUGGCAAAUAGUUUGACGGAAGUGGCGAGAAACUUUUUUUACAGGAAAAGCGAAGCAUCGACUUGAAGAUUGUGAAUUUCUGUCAAUAUUAAAGAUACAACGACAUUCGAACACACUUUUUGAUACAUAGAAUUUGUAUUUUAGUGAUCAAAACUUGCUAGACGUGUCUUCAACUAUACAAACGAAGUGUAAUGCUUACACACCAAAGUAUUAUCUACGAAUGAUUGAUUAUUCGUUUAGCAUAAGUAUAAAUAUCGAUAACUUUUUUCUAAGGAAAUCACCGCCAUUUAGAUACUACGAAACAGAAACUAUUGAGGUAUCCGAAAAGAACGUAAAAAAAAAAUUUUUCUUAUUAAUAAAAAAUAAUUUAUAUACUAUCAAUGUAACUAAAUUUUUUUUACCUUUAAACAAGUAUGCGAAAUAUAGCACAGGAUAACUUUAA
Messenger RNA from Megalopta genalis, 4695 nucleotides. Its product is annotated as putative multidrug resistance-associated protein lethal(2)03659. Gene Ontology annotation, biological process: transmembrane transport. Gene Ontology annotation, cellular component: membrane. Gene Ontology annotation, molecular function: ATP hydrolysis activity; ATP binding; ABC-type transporter activity. NCBI's taxonomy places the organism in Eukaryota, Metazoa, Arthropoda, Insecta, Hymenoptera, Halictidae. The record is from RefSeq and is a predicted model, not a curated record.